Molecule: messenger RNA, 1918 nt
Organism: Lactuca saligna
Lineage: Eukaryota; Viridiplantae; Streptophyta; Magnoliopsida; Asterales; Asteraceae
Source: the annotation of a GenBank genome assembly
UUUGAAAUCAAUAAAUACUUUAGUUUAUGUUUUAUUGCAAGGUCGUAGAGAUGCCGUGGUGCCUGAAUAAACCGGUGUGGUUAACCACCUACCGUCCAAUCAAUAUUCUGAAUUAAUUUCCUCCGGCCCGUCGCCUCCUCCCAUCAUCGCCAUCACCCACAAAUACAAUCUUCCUUUCACAUCAAUCCCACCCACUCCUCCCUUCAACUCAAGUUUAUUCUCUAAAUCAGUGGUCUGUAGACCCCACUUUCUAUCUCUAUAUAUCUUAUCCCUUUUCUCCGUCAAACCCGCCUUUCUGUCUUUUAAUUUUCUUUCAUUUGCCAAACUUUCCCCUUUUUUUCGAAGACAUUAAUCCAAUCGGAAACUAGACAAGAAAUUCUCACAAAUCUGAUUUUGAUCCUGUGCUACUGUUUACUCCCUACUUGAAAUGCUACAAGAAUUUGGCUGAAUUGAAGAAAGAAAUAGUUGAAGAGUGUAGAGAUGGUGGUGAGGAAAGUUGGCAAAUAUGAGGUUGGGAGGACGAUCGGUGAAGGAACCUUCGCGAAGGUCAAGUUUGCUCAGAAUACAGAGACUGGUGAAAGUGUUGCUAUGAAACUCCUCGAUCGAGCUACCAUAAUCAAGCACAAGAUGGUCGACCAGAUCAAGAGAGAGAUAUCAAUCAUGAAGCUGGUUAGACAUCCCAAUGUUGUUCGGCUGCAUGAGGUGCUAGCAAGCCGCACAAAAAUAUACAUCAUUUUGGAAUUUAUCACAGGGGGUGAGCUUUUUGAUAAAAUUGUCCACCAUGGACGCCUCAGUGAAGCAGAAUCUAGAAGAUUCUUUCAGCAGCUGAUUGAUGGUGUAGAGUAUUGCCAUAGUAAAGGAGUAUAUCACAGAGAUCUGAAGCCUGAAAAUCUUUUGUUAGAUUCCCAAGGAAAUUUAAAGAUUUCAGAUUUUGGACUCAGUGCAUUGCCUGCAGAGGGUGUCAGUAUCCUUCGAACAACCUGUGGAACUCCCAACUAUGUUGCACCAGAGGUACUGAGUCACAAAGGUUACAAUGGUGCUUUGGCUGAUGUAUGGUCAUGUGGGGUCAUCCUAUAUGUACUGAUGGCUGGAUACCUCCCAUUUGAUGAAAUGGAUCUCACCACAUUGUAUAAUAAGAUCGAUAAAGCUGAGUUUUCAUGCCCGUCAUUUUUCCCAGUAGGGGCAAAAUCGUUAAUUCAUCGGAUUUUAGAUCCAAAUCCUGACACUCGUAUUGGUAUUGAAGAAAUAAGGAAUGAUGAAUGGUUCAAAAAGAAUUAUGUCCCUGCUAGAGUUGUUGAGUAUGAAGAUGUUAAUCUGGAUGAUGUAAAUGCUGUUUUUGAUGACUCAGAGGAAGAGGGAGGUGGUGAUGAGCAACAAACAGAUGAAGAUGCAUGUCCUCUGUCUCUUAAUGCAUUCGAUAUGAUAAUCCUGUCUCAGGGAUUAAACCUGUCUUCCAUGUUUGACCGUGGUCAGGACCCUGUGACGCACAUAACUCGGUUUGUUUCUCAAAAACCCGCAAAGAUUGUGUUAUCAAGUAUGGAAGUUGUUGCUCAGUCAAUGGGUUUCAAGACACACAUUCGAAAUUACAAGAUGAGAGUAGAAGGGCUUUCUGCUAGUAAGAAGUCCCAUUUUUCUGUUAUCUUGGAAGUUUUUCAGGUGACCUCCAAUUUUGUGAUGGUUGACAUUCAGAAAGCAGCAGGAGAUGGUGCUGAAUACCUUAAGUUUUACAAGAAUUUCUAUCACCAAAACAAAGAGCAAACGCCGUUAGAUCCGUUGGAGAGGCCAGGCCAACACUGUUGUAGCUACACCCAUCUCUUUCUACCUCCAAAAGAAUGUAAAAGAUCAAUUCGUGGUUGAUUUACAUUUGUUGUAGACUUUGGUAAUUUUUUUUUUUUUUUUUUUUUCUUUUUACCUAGAG